UUCGGAGGAAGUUAUGAAGACAUUCCUCGCAGAGUAUCGCAUUCUGAAAGGGUUCGAAGUGUAGCACUGGCAUCUGCUCCUUUUGAAACAGUUUUAGAUACUGAAAUUGACGGCAUUGUUGUUAUUCCGGAACACAACGAAGGUCUGUUUAAAUGUGUUAUUUUUCCUGGUUUUUUAAAUGCACUUAUCGAACAAAUCAACAAAUUUGGGAUCUGUUAUGCUUAUUGUGCAAAUGUUUAAAAUAUAGAACAUCAGAAAGGGCUGUUGGCGUAUUUACAAAAAUCUACUUUUAAAUAAUUUAUUGGGUCAAAAUUCUACGAUCGUAGUCAAAACUACACAUUUUUGGAAAAAAAAAUCGAAAUUUGAAGUAAAUCUUUCCCUAAAUCAGGAGAUAUCCAUAAUUCGCCUAUUUGGCAAACAACAAUUUUUCAUCCAUUUCAUUAUUUUGAAUAAGAAUUGAAAUGGAAGUAAGAGUUUUGGUUUUGAUUUUUGCGGUUGAGUUCUUCACCUCAUUGUUGUUGUUAUAUAUUUUUUAUACUACUUUUAUUACAAUGCUGUCCAACAAUAAAAGUAUGUAGUUUAAAUUUUUAAUUAAAACAGCAAUUAUCGACUGGGUUGUGCUUUUGUGUACAAGUAACAAUUUAAAUAUUAUACUGUUCGGUUACAUCCAAACGGUAAAAAAUAAUUUUGAAGUAAAUAAAAUUAGACCAACCAUUUUUUACGUCUUAAGUACGGUUACUUAUUUAUUUUUUGGCGUUUUUCAUUUUCAUAAUUUGUUUGUAAAAAGGCAAUAAUUAAAAAAAGCAUUUAACCAUUGAUUCAGUUUAAUUUUUAAACAAGAAAUAAUUAAGUACAUUGAAUAUAGUUUAAAUUGCUUGUAAUGCCGAGCAGACGGGACAGGUGCACACCUACUUCAUAAAUUCUUCACUCUUGACUGAUGAAAAUUAUAUAUGCAAAGAAGCGGACAAUAAAUGCCAUUGCCAUGUUUUUUUUUAAUCUGUGUAAGGCAAACGUGCAAUGUUUUCAUUUUCCGUUUUUUCUCUCGCCAUCUGUAUUUGUUUUUCCACAAUCAACACAAUUAAACUAAUUGCAAUCCCAAUUAAGAGAAUCAACAAAGCUGGAUAAAACUCAUCCAGACCAACAUGAAAAGUUACAAAAGCUUGAGACGAUUGAAUACAUUCUGGCUUCCUAGGAUGCCAAUGUUUUUUUUCUCUGUCCAAAACUCCAUGUUCAGCCAAACGCUGAAAACUACGAUUUUCGUCUUAGGCAGUUUUCUACCAGUUUUGUGUUUACCAAGUUUCCAACAUAUCACGGAACGGUGUCCCUUUUUGCAUCGUGUUAUACAAAUCCGUAUUUUUAAAUAAUUUUACUUCUCGAAGCUCACAUAUGGCGUAAUCGGGAAAAGUUGUUUCAAUAAUAGGAUAAGCUCUAGCGACCUCGAUAUGAAAAGCAUAUCCUCCUUGUCUCACUAAAUCAACACCUUUUUCCGGCGGGAAAAAGUGAGACAUGUUACCUUUUCCGUAGAUCUUUUUGAAAUACAACUCUUUAAGGACCUUAUCAGUAGUGUGCUAAAAGAAGAAAAUAAGUUUUGGAAACUGAAAAUAAUCAAACUCAACAGCAAAUAGGUCUUUGUUAUAGAUGAUAUCCUCACAUCCAACUUUCAAAGUUGACUCAGUGAGGUCUUUCAAGUUUUUAAUCUUGCUUGUUGGUUUCAUUAACAAGUGGGAAACGAUACUUGCCGAAUAAAACUGAUAAAUUAUCACCGAAAGUAGGAAAAUUGAAAUGGCAGUGAUGCGCCCACAGGCCAUUUUUGGUACCGUUGGUGAUCCUAAAAUCGAAUAAUAGCCAAAUCCCCAUUUUACGACUUGUACCUUGCUGGCAAAAAGCCCCCAAAGUGAAUAAAAACGACAAACUCCAAGACGUUUCAGUCGUAUUGUGAUAUCUAUUCCGUUCAAAAGUUGUUACCAUUUUCAAAAUUAUAAUAGAAACGAUUGCCAGAACCCCUGUGAUCAACCAAAUUGAGGUUGAGAGAGGUUUCAGAAAAAUCUCGAUUGAAGUCCUCGAUUUUGGGCUUCGGAAUAGAAAUCCUGCUCUGAUUUAGAACCAAUUAGAAAAUUAUAAAAAAUGUGGAGUUACCAACUUCCAACUCCACGUAUUUCGGCCGUAGUCUAUAAAUCUUGCUCGAUCUUCUCGAAUGAAAAUUGGCGAACUUCCAAAAUCUAUUAAUUUUUUUCCCAAGGCACCAACCAUGCCGUCGAAGGAGCCAUUAGGCAAGGGAUAACCCCACGAAGUGCCCAGUUCCACAAUCAUUCUAAAAUGUACAUUUUUGAUUGUAUUUUUACUCUGCUUUAUAGUUACGAAAAGUUAUAGUAAUCUCUACAAAAUCGGAGUAAUUUAUUUUGAAACCGAUUAAAAGUGUUAAUAUUUCUAUUAUCGUCAUUGUAAAGAUAAUCUUCCAAAGACCCCUUAAAAGGGACUAACAACUGGAAUAUUUAUUACGCCAAAAAUCUCAAUUUUUGAUUUUGUAUUUACCACAACCAUUGUUUUGAAAGUAACUCCGGUCAUAUUUUUGCGUCUCCAGUACUUCGCUUCGUUAGUUCUUGCAUUGUAGCCUCGCCCAUGGCUAUAAAAACCCAUUUGGGGGUACUUUAAAGUGCCUCCAUGUUUUGAGGCAGGAUUAUAAACAUCAAAUAUCGUCCAAUUUGAACCACUUUGAACAGCGACAUGAAUAUCAGCGUUGAUAUUUAUAAUCGCGUUUUUGAUUUUAUCCAAAAUAUGGACUGAUUUUGAUAUUAUCAACCAGUGGUGUUUAACGUCGAAAAGUUUGAGUUGACCGCACUAAAAGAAUAAAUUGGGGACAAUGGUUAUGAAACAGGAACUUACAGUAAUUAAAAAACUUUCACUUUCGGGACAAUCGCCGUCUAAAACUACUCCGAUUUGUUGAUGGUUUGUAUUUAUGCUUUUGUGAACUUCAGUUUGAUUAUUGAGAUUUAAAACGGAUAUUGGGGAUGAUCCCUUUGAUAAAAUUUUUACCAAAUUUACUUGUUCUGUUGAGGGAAAAUUGAAUUAAGUAAGUGAAAUUGUACCAUUUUCAAUUACUGACCAUUUUUGGGAAAACAACCAAAAACUGUCGCAGAUUUAAUAGAUUUCUCGGUAAAAUAAUUUUCAAUUAAGUUUAUGUCCAGCAAAGCAACAGUUUGGAAAAAGUGAAUUUGGGUGAUGAGAACUGGGAGUAAAAUCAUGACGGUGAGGGGUGAAGUCAUGUUGUGGCUGCUCGAGGGUUUGCAUGACACUAGGAUGGCCGUCAGAACUUGUGAACAACAAAAAGUUGGCUAAAUUAUGUAUACUAAAAUAAAAUAUUCCGACAGAAGGCGUCGCUUUAAUUCUUCUUGCAUACAUGAAAUUAAAUCGUGGAAUUGAACGAUUUUCCUUUUAAUGCACAAGAGAGGAGGAGAAACAUUACUGUUAACAAUAUUUGUGCUGAUUCUUUAGCGAUACCAGAAAGUAAAUUUUUUGUUAAGCAUAAUUUUAGGUACUUUUAUCGUGAAUAGUGACAGUAAUCACUAAUCAGCGACAAAUUAAGUAGCUACAGUUAUCGUAUCGUGGUGCCCACAUUUGUAAAUGUAUGAAUAAUUUUUAGGUAGGUCUUAUAUCUUGCUUGAAUAAUAAAUACAAUAUUGAAAAUAAUGCAUGCUCAAUCUUAAAUAACAGACCCAAAAUAAUUUUGACGUUAUUCGAUUUAUUUUUUUUUUACAAUAAAAAACUUUUUUGUUUUCUACAUACAAGAUGUACCUACAUAAAUGUGUAUGUCACAAUAGCUCUAUUAUUACAAGACACAAACUCGUUUUAUUUUUGCAUUUUAAAAACUGAAUUAGUGAAUUUUGUUUUUUGUGUCCAUCAGAUUAUUGAAAAAAGACACACUCCAGCUCUGAACUAAGUACUGGAACAGUACGAGGCGGGACUACCUUGUCUGUUAUUAUCAGUUUUGUCUUGAUUAAGUUUUUUCUGGUAUUAAAAGUUAGACUAAUCCCUGCUUUUCCUUAUACAGCGUUAAAAGAUUUCGGGGGGAAGAAAAAAGUCUCCAUGGACUUAUGUCCGAAAAUUCUCCUUAAGGGAGCUAGAAUCUUCUUAAAACACCUAGCAAAAGGUUUUUUUUUUAAAUUAGUUCAGUAACCGGUUAAACUAAAUUUCCAAAAAUUUCCAUUUGGGAUAACAAACUAAGUUUGUGUUUGGAAAACGUUUAUUUAAUUUUUUCUACAGAUUCAGAUUAAUUUUCUGUAAAAAAUGCCUCUAGUGAUAUUUUUAUACGACGAACGGAUUUUGAGAAAAACGGGUUUUUUUAAAACCGCACACCGAUGUAUAAGGUCGAAUCACAGUUGUCGAGUUUAUGGCUCUAGAUUCAAAUUUUUUUCUAUUAUUGGCCUAUGGAAUCACCCCCAAAAUAUUUUAACCCUUUUCCCGAACAUCCUAUUUAUAUUCGAAAUUUGUUAUUCGAUCCAUUUAGACUUUGCUAUUAAUACCAUAAAAAAUAUUUUAAUUGAUAAAAUUAAUUAAUCUUAUUCUCAAACCGAGCCACGUGAUAUUUUUGUUGAUUGCGCAUUACACACUCCUUCGCUUCUAUUAAUAAUCACAAUUAAUGUGGUUUCAUUGCUAACCUGAAGUGCCAUUUUUCAGUUUUGAAGUGAAAACAUCCAUUAAUUAAUUGAGCUAGUUGCAAAAAGAUGACAGCCGCAGUCGUUGCCAUUAUAGUUCUAAUAGUUAUUUUAAUGUGGGUUGUAAAGUGUUGCAUAGACAGCGAAAAGGAAAAAUAUAUGCUUCCAAAAUUUCCUCUACAAGUUCGUUAUGACGAGAUACUGCAAGCACCUUCACCACAAACAUUCUUUUAUUCAACUCCAGAUUCGCCUGUGGUGGUGCCGCCUUAUCCAGUAGAACCAAGACACCCAACACCACAAUCUGCGAGAGUUCCCACCUCCGGUCUUGGUUUUGCCACACACAACCCGCCAUACCCUACACACACUCCACAUCCAGUGCCUGGUGUUGACUACUGUCUUCCAUCAGUUGGGGCUUCUUCUGCUCUCUACUCACCCGCAGGCUCUACUCCGUACCCGUUAGCGGGCUCUCCACAUUCUGCAGCAUAUCCAGAUUAUGAUUCGCAACCUCCUUCAUAUUCUGAAGUUGUCUCCCAGUCGCCAGCCCAACUCUCAACCUCUUCUAAGGCGAGAUACACAAAACAAGCGCCAUACAACCCAAGUUAUUAAUUUUAAAGAGUUUUGAAUCUUUAUAAUGGACAACACAAAGAUUUUAAAAGAAAUACUUAUGAGAUUGAGGCUCUUAUUAGAGCCUCAUUUAAAUGUGAUCCAGUGCUUACUUAUGUUUACUUAGGAUCUUUUAUUUUGUAUACAAACUGUUUUGUUAAUUGUGAGUAUCAUUUACCAAAGUGUGAUUAAAAUAAAUACAUUUUAUUUUAA
Messenger RNA from Tribolium madens (black flour beetle), 5468 nucleotides. RefSeq names its product extensin-like. The coding region runs from base 4722 to 5258 and encodes 178 amino acids. The transcript has 5 exons. Lineage: Eukaryota; Metazoa; Arthropoda; Insecta; Coleoptera; Tenebrionidae. The record is from RefSeq and is a predicted model, not a curated record.